Molecule: messenger RNA, 2205 nt
Organism: Pseudozyma hubeiensis SY62
Lineage: Eukaryota; Fungi; Basidiomycota; Ustilaginomycetes; Ustilaginales; Ustilaginaceae
Exons: 1
Coding region: 1-2205 (734 amino acids)
Biological process (GO): L-lysine biosynthetic process
Molecular function (GO): homoaconitate hydratase activity; 4 iron, 4 sulfur cluster binding
Source: RefSeq, a predicted model, not a curated record
AUGAGGGCAUCGUCCAUGCUGCGCUUCAGCGCCGUCAGCCGCCUCUCAACGCCUCUGCUCUCACGACGCAGCCUGGCAACCCACGCACCAGUCAACCCGGCCAGCGGAACCUACAACCUGGUCGAAAAGAUCGUUCAAAAGUACGCCGUCGACCUGUCUGCCGGCUCGCACGUCAAGUCAGGCGACUACGUUUCCAUCCGACCAGGCACCGUCAUGACGCACGACAACACUGGACCCGUCAUCUCCAAAUUCGGCUCCAUCGGCGCCACUUCCAUCUACAACCCAGACCAAGUCGUCUUUGCCCUCGACCACGACGUCCAGAACAAGUCGGCGAAGAACUUGGAGAAGUACAGCAAGAUCGAGAGCUUUGCGCGCAAGCACGGCAUCGACUUCUACCCUGCCGGAAGGGGUAUCGGACAUCAAGUCCUCGUCGAGGAAGGCUAUGCUUUCCCUCAGACUUUGGCGGUGGCAAGCGAUUCGCACUCGAACAUGUAUGGUGGUGUCGGGUGUUUGGGCACACCGAUCGUGAGGACGGAUGCAGCUGCUAUCUGGGCCACGGGUCAGACAUGGUGGCAGAUCCCGGAGGUGGUCAAGGUCGAGUUGAAGGGAGAGCUGCCGAAAGGCGUCACUGGUAAAGACGUCAUCGUUGCGCUGUGUGGGUACUUCAACAAGGAUCAGGUGCUCAAUGCCGCCAUCGAGUUCCACGGAUCCGGUCUCACGUCUCUCUCGGUCGAGGAGCGUCUUGCCAUCGCCAACAUGACGACCGAAUGGGGUGCCCUCGCUGGUCUCUUCCCCACAGACGACGUCACCCUCUCCUGGUACGAGAAACAAAUCCGCAAGCGCGACAAGCUCGAGUUUCAAAUCGGCUCCUCCCCAUCCCCAUCCAGCUCUCACCCGCGCCUCAACAUGCACCGUCUCGACGAGCUCUCCCGCACUCUGCUUCGACCCGACUCCGGCGCGCUCUACUCUAAACACCUCACACUCGAACUCGCCACCCUCGUUCCCCACGUCAGCGGACCCAACUCAGUCAAGGUUUCCACACCGCUCGACGAGCUCACCUCUCAAAACAUCGCCAUCAACAAAGCCUACCUCGUCUCGUGCGUCAACUCGCGUGCAUCUGAUCUCAAAGCGGCCGCCGACGUGAUUCGAGGUAAGAAGGUCGCUCCCGGUGUCGAGUUCUACGUCGCUGCAGCGAGCAGCGUCGUUCAGCGCGAGGCGGAAGAGGCUGGAGAUUGGGGUGCUCUGAUGGCUGCUGGAGCCAAACCUCUGCCAGCCGGAUGUGGACCGUGCAUCGGAUUGGGCGUUGGGCUCCUCGAGGAUGGAGAGGUGGGUAUCUCGGCUACGAACAGGAAUUACAAGGGUAGGAUGGGUAGUCCGAACGCUCAGGCGUACUUGGCGAGUCCUGCUGUGGUAGCUGCUUCGGCGAUCGAGGGCAAGAUCUGCGGACCGAACGAUCUGGAUCUGAGCUUGUUGCCUCCUUCGAGGGGUCUCAAGUAUUCGAUCUCGACGGCGCAGGAUGCGAGUGCUACCGCUUCGACGGAAGCAUCUGUUGGAGGUGUCGAGAUCCUCGAUUCCUUCCCUAAAGCCUUCUCGGGUCCGCUUAUCUUUGCUCCUCAAGACAACCUGAACACGGAUGGAAUCUAUCCCGGCAAAUACACUUACCAGGACGACAUCACUCCCGAGAAACAAGCCGAAGUGGUGAUGGAGAAUUACGAUCCAACGUUCGCCUCCACCGUCUCCACCCUCCGACCGUCCUCCUCAUCCGGCAGCUCCUCUUCGCUGAAAGAAGGACCGAUCCUGAUCGGAGGCUACAACUUCGGCACCGGAUCCUCCCGCGAACAAGCGGCCACAGCGCUCAAGUACGCCGGCAUCCCGCUCGUGCUCGCCGGAUCCUUCGGCGACAUCUUCAAACGCAACGCCAUCAACAACGGUCUCAUCUGCCUGGAAUCCCACGAACUCGUCCAAGACCUCACCAAGCUCUACCUGCCCAACGAAGGCGGCGUGAGAAAUCACAAGGCGAUCCUGCUGGAAGAAUCCAAGGUGGAGAUCGACUCGAGUACGGGUGCCAUCAAGUUGAGCUUCAAAGGACCCGAUGGCGAAAGGGUGGAGAAAAAGUAUAUGGCUAAACCGGCGGGUAUCGGCAGGAGCGUUCAGGAGAUCUAUACCGCUGGUGGACUGGAGAAGUGGGUCAAGGAGAGGAUCUGA